This is a messenger RNA of Cyprinus carpio (common carp), 4076 nucleotides long. RefSeq names its product nuclear pore complex protein Nup214-like. The transcript has 15 exons. Gene Ontology annotation, molecular function: structural constituent of nuclear pore. The coding region runs from base 112 to 3396 and encodes 1094 amino acids. Gene Ontology annotation, biological process: RNA export from nucleus; protein import into nucleus. NCBI's taxonomy places the organism in Eukaryota, Metazoa, Chordata, Actinopteri, Cypriniformes, Cyprinidae. The record is from RefSeq and is a predicted model, not a curated record. Gene Ontology annotation, cellular component: nuclear pore.
ACGUGUUCUGUGUGUUUUACAGUCUGGACAGUGCUGGAGAGUUUGAAGGAUGCUCUUCUGAAGGCCAGCCUUGAAACGACAGCUAAAGCUCCUGCCAAAUCACCAUCUAAAAUGACCCCGGCCAAACAGUCUCAGCUGAGGAACUUCCUGUCAAAGCGACAGACCCCACCGGUUCGCUCCACAGCUCCAGCCAACCUGUCACGGUCAGCCUUCCUGACUCCUCAGUUCUACGAAGAUCUGGACGAGGUGAGCUCCAGUUCGUCUCUGUCUCAGCCUCUGGAGCCCGAGGACUCACUGGCAGUGGCAGAGGAAGAGGACGAGCCGGCACCCAUCCCGGUGCUGACGCCCUCCGUCCCGAGACACCCCACGGUGGUCCGUACACCCUCCAUACAGCCAGGCUUCAGUAUGCAGUCCAGUCCAUUCAGCAGAGUCCAGAAUGUCCCCAUACCUGUCUUUAGCCCCGCACCAAAGAUAAACAUGGACAGUGCUGAUAGCACAGCAUUAGCCACAAAAACAGUUAAGCAUGGAGCUCCGCCCACAGAAAAGAUCACGCCCACCACAAUCCCCGCCCCCCAGGCUGCAGGAAGAGCCGCCCUCAGCAGACACAUGACCAGCCAGAAACCAGGAGCGUCUCUGACAGAGUCCACGCUCAAGACAGUUCCUCAGGUGGUGAACGUACAGGAACUGAAGGAUAAAGGUCCGCCCAUACCUGUGUCCACUGUCAUCAGCGCGUCUGUUCCAGCACCAGCGGCUCAGGUGGUUCAGCAGGUUCUGGCGACAGCGGGGGCCAAUAAAAAUUCCUUUCAAGGUGCGUUAAGCGUCUCAUCGCCGCUGGCAGGUACGGCGCAGACCACAUCAGGUAGUUUUGUGUUUGGUGGAGCUGCUAAAAUUGACGCAGGAGCAUCUUCAUCCAUCAGUGAGAAGAACUCAAAGGGCUUUUCAUUUACUGCUCAGUCAUCAGGGUUCAGUUUCGCCCCUCCAUCACAGGACACCAGCAACACUCAAGCAAAGAGUUCUGGCCUACCAGGCAAGUUCUCUUUUGCAAGCAGCACGGGAACAAAUAUGACGUUUGGUCCUGUGGGGUCUGAGGAGCCGUUUUCCUUUGCUUCAAAACUGUCAUCUCCCGCACAGAGCGUGAGCUCCUCUACACCACCUCCUGAACCAUCUAAACUCCCUCAAGCUCCCAAACCCCAGGGCAAUGCUGGAGAAACUCUCGGCUCCUUUUCUGGCUUAAGAGUGGGCCAAAGUGAGGAAGGAAAGGAAGCCCUCAAGACCACCUUGGGUUUCACUUUUGGACAACCUGGCAAUGGAUCUACAGGAUUUGGUUUCGGUUCUGCACAAAUCAAGCUUGCAGAAACUGGAAAUUCAUCAGAAUUAACAGGCACUGCAGCAGAGGCUCCUAAGAUUACUACGGCACAAGGAUUUGGCUCAUCUACGUUCUCCUUUAAACCACAGGAGGGAACUGCUCCAAGUUUCACCAUUCCCUCGACAUCUUCCUUUCCAACAGCUGCCACUUCUUUCGGCAGUCUAUUGCGAGCACCUCUAUCAGAGACGCAAACUCUUCCAACAAAGUCCCUCCAGCCAGAAACGAUGACUUCAGCUGAGCCGGCUCCCUCCGCUGAUACUGAAUCUAAGGAACCUCCAGCAGAACCCAGUCCUAAACCACCAACCUUAAGUGCUCCAUCAGCCAUACCGGUCACUGAAGCCGCUGCUCCCACCAGUACUGAGCCCACUACAGCACCUUCCAACAACCCCCCAACUCCUCCAACUCUUGAGGUCUCUUCCACACCAUCUCCAUCAGUUACCCCACCAUCCGAGACACCAGCGCCUGUCUCCGAGCCUCCUGCAGCAGAACCAGUCUUUGAUCCUGCCCCUGAGACCACCAGCACUUCCAUAACAACUCCUGCACCCCAAGAGACACCAGCAACCACCCCAUCCUCAGCUCCAACAUCCGAGAAACCAGGUUCAAUCUUCGCCCCACCUUCGGGUGGCACAGACAGUCUGACUGUUGGAGCCAUAAAUCUCACCAGUGUCGUCACUUCAGCAGCCUCCUCUGCCCCAUCUGCAGCCAUCACCACAAGUGCAGCUCCAACCCCAGUCUUCGGACAGCCCACUUCUGCCGCUCCGACCACAGUGUUUGGGUCUACUGUCUUUGGUGCCAAUUCUACCACCUCUGGCUUUGGAAAGCCUGCCUUCGGACAGAGUCCCAGUACAGGUUUCGGCCAGCCUGCGGCCUCUGGUUCUGCUAGCAGCUUUACUUUUGGUCAGCCGGCGUUUAGCGCAAGUUCUGGGUUUGGGCAGCCGGUGGCAGCCACCACCACAUCAGUCACAAACAGCGGAGGAGGAGGACUGUUUGGAUCCUCUAGCACAAACAGUGCCAGCUCCUUCUCUUUCGGAGCCAGUGCCACCAGCUCCGCAGCCAGUACUGGCACUGGGCUCUUUGGCCAGAGCAGCGCUCCUGUUUUUGGACAGUCCAGCUCAGGCUUUGGCCAGGGAUCCAUGUUUGGCAGCAACACCACCACAGCAUCCUCCUCUGGUUUCGGCUUUGGACAACAGCCAGUGUUUGGCAGCAACCCCUCCAACUCAUCAGUGUUUGGACAGCAGGCUAGUGGAGCCGGCGGGUUUGGCCAGGCUCAGUCUGGUGGAAGUCUGUUCGGGUCGAACACUGGAAACACUUCAUCAGGAUCAGGGUUUUUCAGUGGCCUUGGAGGAAAACCCAGUGAAGACGCUGCCAACAAAAACCCGUUUGGAAUGCCAGCCGCAGGUGGAUUCGGCCAACCCAUUAAUACAGGUCCAUCUAACCUGUUUGGGAACAGCGGAGCAAAGGGAUUUAGUUUCGGCAGCAGUUCGUUUGGUGAACAGAAACCCAGCGGCUCAUUCAGCUCCGGCGCGGGGUCCGUAGCCACACAAGGAUUCGGAUCGUUCUCUACACCCACCAAAUCAACUGGUUUCGGAAGUGCGCCAGCCUUCGGCAGUCCUCCAAGUUUUGGCGGAUCUCCAGCGUUUGGUGGGUCAGCGGGCUUUGGCUCCGCCCCUUCCUUCAGCAGUCCACUGGGCUCCUCCUCAGGGAAGGUGUUCGGUGAGGGAACCACAGCCGCCAACGUCGGCGGAUUCGGGUUCGCGUCUCCUCAGAGCGCGCCGUCCUUCGGCUCUCUGGCGGGUUCAAGCGCAGCGCCGUCAUUCGGCAGUCUGGUGCAGCAGCAGCAGCAGCAGCCGCCGGGCUUCGGCGCUCAGAGCGGUGCUUUCUCUGGCUUCGGCUCAUCUGGAGGUAAGUUCACAGCUUCCAAAUGCUUCUGUUAUUGUGCUUCCUCUUAUGGCCACAGCAGGACCAGCAUUAGAACAUACAUUUUAGCAUUUUAUCUGAUAAUUCCAUUACCACAAUACACAAAAGUUUGAGAAUUUAAAAAUUCAUUCAGAGUGAUUUGAACCAAACCAAAAUCUGAAGUCAGAUUUCAUUGUUAAAUAAUACUCAUAAUGAACAAAUAAACAUUAUUUAAAUUCACCCCAAAAUGAAAAUUGUCAUUAAUUACUAACCCUCACGUCGUUCCAAACCUCCAAACGGGUCAACCGUAAUUUUACGAAUCUACGAGAAUACUUUUUAUGCGCAAAGAAAUAAUACUAACACAAUUUAUUCAACAAUUCUUCUCACCUAGUUACCAUCUUCCGCCAUUUUGGAGAGUACCCCAGAACGUAAUCUAUGUAAUCAGCGUUGUUUAUGUUCAGCAUGUGCUGAUUGUGUUGAUUACAUUCUGGGGAAAGCACACACAUGCAUCAUGGUACUCUUCAAAAUGGUGGUAGACAGUGACUCUGUGAGAAGAAUUGUUGAAUAAAUUAUUUUAGUUUUCUUUGCGCUCAAAAAGUAUUCUCAUAGCUUGGCAAAAUUGAAGUUGAGCCACUGAUGUCACAUCAUGGACUGUUUUACCAAUGUCUUUACUACGUUUUCUGGACGUUCUGGGAACAUUUCAGUUUUGUUGCUGUCUAUGCAGGGUCAGAGAGCUUUUAAAUUUCAUCAAAAACACCUUAAUUUGUGUUCCAAAGAUGAAUGAAUAUCUUACGGGUUGGAACGACAUGAGGGU